AGGUGGGGCCUGGGGAGCCAGUGCCCCGGCUCUGGUUCCCUCCCCACCCCCACCCUCUUCCUGACCCUUUGCCUCUGGCCCCACAGGCAGUUCCCGACCUGGCCGUGGCCUCAGCCACUGCUCUAGGCGUCUCCCCUUUACCGUGAGCCCUGAGUACAGCACUCACGACCAGGGCCUCGAUUCACAGGCCACCCUCUGGACCAGGACAGGCCCAGUAAGAUGGGGACCAGAGUGGUGCCUGGGCUUCAGCUGGUGAUGCUGGCGCUGUUGGUGCUGGGGACCCCCAAGCUGGGGGUGCUGGGGGAGGAGGGGCUGAACUUCCCUGAGUAUGAUGGCGUGGACCGUGUGGUCAACGUGAACACCAAGAACUACAAGAACGUGUUCAAGAAGUACGAGGUGCUGGCACUGCUCUACCAUGAGCACCCCGAGGACGACAAGGCCUCCCAGAGGCAGUUCGAGAUGGAGGAGCUCAUUCUGGAGCUAGCAGCGCAGGUCCUGGAAGAUAAGGGCGUCGGCUUUGGGUUGGUGGACUCUGAGAAAGACGCAGCUGUGGCCAAGAAGCUUGGACUGACGGAGGAGGACAGCAUUUACGUCUUCAAGGGGGACGAAGUCAUUGAGUACGAUGGCGAGUUAUCUGCUGACACGCUGGUGGAAUUCCUGCUGGAUGUCCUGGAGGACCCAGUGGAGCUGAUUGAGGGGGAGCGAGAGCUGCAGGCCUUCGAGAACAUUGAGGAUGAGAUCAAGCUCAUUGGCUACUUCAAGAGCAAAGACUCAGAGCAUUUCAAAGCCUAUGAGGACGCCGCUGAAGAGUUCCACCCAUACAUCCCCUUCUUCGCCACCUUUGACAGCAAGGUGGCAAAGAAGCUGACACUGAAGAUGAAUGAGAUUGACUUCUAUGAAGCCUUCAUGGAGGAGCCCGUGACCAUCCCAGACAAGCCCAACAGCGAGGAGGAGAUUGUCAGCUUUGUGGAGGAGCACAAGAGGUCCACCCUGAGGAAACUGAAGCCGGAGAGCAUGUAUGAGACCUGGGAGGACGACCUGGAUGGAAUCCACAUUGUGGCCUUUGCAGAGGAAGCAGACCCUGAUGGCUACGAGUUCCUGGAGACACUCAAGGCUGUGGCUCAGGACAACACAGACAACCCUGACCUGAGCAUCAUCUGGAUUGACCCUGAUGACUUCCCGCUGCUGGUGCCCUACUGGGAGAAGACCUUUGACAUCGACCUCUCAGCCCCCCAAAUAGGAGUCGUCAAUGUCACUGAUGCGGACAGCAUCUGGAUGGAGAUGGACGAUGAGGAGGACUUGCCCUCAGCAGAGGAGCUGGAGGACUGGCUGGAGGAUGUGCUAGAGGGAGAGAUCAACACGGAGGAUGAUGACGACGACGACGAUGAUGAUGAUGAUGACGAUGAUGACAAUUAGCUGCCUGAUCCCUCUUGCCCCUGUCCCUCCUGUCCCUUCCCUCCAUCCUUCCCUGAGCUACUCCAGGGACACUAGGUCAUUCUUGACCACAGGGCUGGUGGAUACCGAUGUGGGCUCUGGGGAAGGGAUAGGCCAGUGUCCCUCCACACCACCCGGGCCCACUUGCCUCCUCCCUCACACACCCUGAUUUGCUCCCUGUCCCUCACCCACCCUCUCAUUCUGGUGCUUUUCUUCCUGCCCACCUGUGGCCCCAAGCUCUGAGCCCCUCUAGCUGUGCACGCCACCCCUCAAACCCAUCCUCUGCCCUGCUGGGGCAGGUGGCCAUGGCUCUUGAGUCUCUCCUUGUGUAUCCGGGUCACACAAGAGGCCUCAAUAAAGGAUCUGGGGCAACAUGA
Erinaceus europaeus (western European hedgehog) is the source of this 1811-nucleotide messenger RNA. RefSeq names its product calsequestrin 1 (gene CASQ1). Gene Ontology annotation, cellular component: sarcoplasmic reticulum lumen. Gene Ontology annotation, biological process: regulation of skeletal muscle contraction by regulation of release of sequestered calcium ion. The coding region runs from base 220 to 1416 and encodes 398 amino acids. The record is from RefSeq and is a predicted model, not a curated record. Gene Ontology annotation, molecular function: calcium ion binding. The transcript has 11 exons. Lineage: Eukaryota; Metazoa; Chordata; Mammalia; Eulipotyphla; Erinaceidae.